This is a messenger RNA of Phytophthora sojae, 2154 nucleotides long. RefSeq lists its product as hypothetical. The transcript is spliced from 3 exons. Lineage: Eukaryota; Oomycota; Peronosporomycetes; Peronosporales; Peronosporaceae. Bases 1 to 2154 code for a protein of 717 amino acids. The record is from RefSeq and is a predicted model, not a curated record.
AUGGACGACCCAGCAAAACCUGACAAGAAGUCGACAGACGAUGUGAAGAGAACAGGGACGUGGGCGGCUCAGUAUCUUGCAGAGAAGCAGCAACAAAACAGUACCGGUACUCGCAGCUGGAAGUCGGUCCUCCAUCCUUCCGUGAUUCAAGCGGUGCUAGCAGUGAGCGGGCGAUGCCUGAUCGCCCCCAUCUUGCUGAUCAUUGUCUGCGGCAUUACCGGCUACUUCUCCAGCGCCACCUUCUUCAUCGAGGCCAAAGACAGCUACUUCGCCUACAGUCAACUGGACCCGGUGAUGCAUGGGGGGUGCACGGGCUGCGUCUGCUCGUGCCGAAAGGUGCUGAUCCAGCUGAGCGCUUUCGGAACUGACGCGAUUCUGAGCAAGCCAGCGUAUGAAGACCUCCAAGCCAUCGCGACCGAAGCUGUGGCUAACAACGACUACAGCAGAUUGACCCCCGCGGCGCUGGCUUUGGCUGAUCAGCUUGACUCGGACGGGGCUGUGUCCAGCGGGCCGGAUGGAAUUCUGAGUGUGAUCAACACUUUGGGGCUGUCGCUCCCUCCUCAGAUGAGGCGCGAGCUUGAAGUCGCUGUCGAGAGGAAGAACGAGUGUGUGUCGCGAUGGAACAUCGGCGUUUUGCUGCGUCUUCACAAGUUCCAGACAGUCAAGGGGAGUUCCGAGUACGCAUCCGUUCCGGUGGCUGACAUCAACACGUUCCCACACUACACGGAUUGUCGCCCAGACAUCCAAAACGAGGGAAUUAUCGGCGAAAAGCUUGCGUACGCUACGGAUGGAGAAGAUCUGCUCGCUGUUACCAAGGCUACCGUCUACGGAUACACAACCGUCACGCAACCGCUUUUUCGGUCGUACUAUGCGGGGUGUCGCGUCCGAACUGUGAAUACUACGGGAGUAUACGUUGAAGAUACAUGUACGCUGUUGGAGCACUGGCGUUCGUACGGCCUCACUCUACAAGCUCCCGAUGAUCUGCCCGUUUGCUCGACUGGCGACGUAUGUGUUCGCAACCAAUACAAUUCCGAGUGGGAGUACACGAACGACCUGAGCUCCACAGACCCCACACGACUCGAGCAAAUUAUCAGCGUCUUUCGAAGUCGAUACGCCGAUACAGUGGAGCUGAGUGUGUUACCCUGCAUGCUCGUUGCGCAAAUUUUGCUCAUGGGGGUCAUCAGUCUGUACCAAGUGAUGUCGCACAAGAAAUCCGUGAUUCUCGCGCAGAUUUGGGCCUAUCGGUGCCAGAAUGGACGCAUGCAGCCGAUUUACCUCGCUCAGGUCACGUAUCACCUCGCGUUCAACUCCAACAUGUACUACCUGGGACUAUCCACUGGAACUUUGUCUUCCGCUUCGGUGCUCAAUCUCUCGCUCUGUUUUUUCGCGUUCGCCUAUUCGACCGUAAACUUGAUUAAGGCUCGCAGCGGUGAACAAGUUCUGGACCGGGACUUCAGACUCCCGUGGGAAGUCAUUCUCCUCACAGCCACGGUGUGCGUCGGCGCUGUGAUUUUUUCGUACCGAAUCACUUCGUUGGCAUUUAUCGGCGACAAGAACGGCCAGCUCCUGCGACGAACGUCCGUCCUCGGUGCCAAGUACUGCGGCCUGCAGGAUUCCUGCUAUGUGUUCACCUACAAUUUGGUAUUCGUGGUUGCUGCCGCGUCCCUUGCUCUCGGAUUGCUCGCAGCAAUUAUCACUUUUCUGCUCAAACUGUACAAGAAGCGCAAUCCUGGAGCAAAGAUGUACCACUACCGCGUCAGCAACGCUGGUUUGCCUGGAGCAGGGGAGCAGCUUGCGAAACAACGGCUCACGUCAUUCGAGGAAAAUUGCCUUGGGGUUCCGUUCACUCGACUGUUCAAAGACUGCGACGACUUCGCAUACACCAUGCACAUAGACAAACGAUGCUCGACGGUUGAGGCGGUGCUGCUCACGGGCUAUCUGUUCUAUGGAGAGAACCUCUACCAGGCUAGUUCUGUGGUGUUGCUUCUGAUUGCUCGACUCUUGCCACGCAAGGUAAUUCGCACGUUCAAUCAGCUCUUCAUACGCUGGUACAUCGAACCCGAACUUGGCACAAUUUCGUACCCAAUGUCGUGCCCUUGGUACAUAGCUAGUGCCGAAAACUACAAGCUCUCUGAUGCGAUUCCUCUGGCAUAG